AUGGAUACCCAAACUCGGAAAACUGAAAAAGAUAACAAUUUAACCAUUUCCACGGCUCGUCAAGAAGUUAUUAAUGAUAGUAACUCUAAUAUUAUUUCUAAACAAAUAGAGUUAGAAAACGAAAUUAUAGUUGGAUCAACGAACACGCAAAAUGAAGAAACAAAAGAAGAUUCUUAUGUAGAAGAUUCUUAUGUUGUAGACGACGAAGACUUGGAACAUAUCGAAUCUCUAGAUCACCCAGAUUAUGAUGAUCAAGAAUUAUUAUUCAUACACCAUGAAGAUAAUGGAGAUAGUGAUCAUAUGGUAUCUUCGAUUCACACAAGUGAUGAUACAGAGUCAGAAAACUCACUAAAUAUGCGAGAUGAUUCUAAUAGAAUGCUUGAUAGUCCACCUGACAUUCGUACACCUUCAUCACCUUCUUUAAAUUCCGAAGAUAACAUUAGCAUAGAAUCAAUACCUACGGGAGAUUUUUCAAAUCCUUCAAAUCACGAUGAAUCAUUUGAAAGAGAUAUCCCAGUUAUGCCAGCUCCAGGUGAAACUCGUGCACAAAUUCUUGCUCCUUUGGAUUUCAUUGAUGAUUAUGGUGGUGAGAGCAGAAUUCAAUUAACACCUAUUUUAACUAAAGCUAUAGAGACCGAUGAUGAUCCACCAAGUCCGACAUUACCCUCUUUACAUGCUAAAACUUUAGAUAAUAACACCAAUAUCAACAAUGAUUAUAAUGAUGAUAACCGUAUCAAUAACAGUAAUAGUAGUAGAAAUCAUUUACCUCACAUUCCAGAAAUUUUGUUUAGACAUCAACAAAAUACUGGUCUUGAUUUUCGUCAUAGGCAAAAUUCUAGUUUAGGUGGAAUGGCUUUGAAUAUAUUUCAUCAUCAAUUGUUGCUUCCGUUUUUUCAAGGGUUCAGUUGGGGAAUUGGGAUGCACCUUUAUCGUUAUAUGAGAAAUGGCUUUUCGCUUAGAAGUUUUUGGAGAUCUUUAUCUGGAGGUGUAAGAGGACCCUCUUCCAAUAGAUUGGAAUAA
Messenger RNA from Funneliformis geosporum, 1020 nucleotides. The record is from the annotation of a GenBank genome assembly. Lineage: Eukaryota; Fungi; Glomeromycota; Glomeromycetes; Glomerales; Glomeraceae.